Tyto alba (common barn owl) is the source of this 2454-nucleotide messenger RNA. RefSeq names its product kelch-like protein 31. Bases 31 to 1953 code for a protein of 640 amino acids. The record is from RefSeq and is a predicted model, not a curated record. Gene Ontology annotation, biological process: negative regulation of protein phosphorylation. Gene Ontology annotation, molecular function: protein binding. The transcript has 2 exons. Gene Ontology annotation, cellular component: cytoplasm; nucleus. NCBI's taxonomy places the organism in Eukaryota, Metazoa, Chordata, Aves, Strigiformes, Tytonidae.
CUUACCACGUCCUGUUCCGAUUCUGCCAAGAUGGCACCCAAAAGGAAAACCCCCAAGAAGCCCAAGGUGGAUAAAGAGGAUGCAUCCAUCACCUCAGUGAUGGUGGAAGAUGCUCUGCUAGAUGUUGAACACCUCAAUCACUUGAAUGGUUUGUAUGACAGCAGCUCCAACGGCUUCCACUGCACGGCCACAGAAGUUGAAGCGCCAGACCACGGAGCCAGCCUUCUGGAGGGGGUGAACCAGAUGCGCCAGAAGCGGUUCCUCUGCGAUCUCACCAUUGCCACCAAAACAAAGUCCUUCGAGGUGCAUAAACUCAUCCUGGCUUCCUGCAGUGAGUACUUCUACCGCCUGCUGCAGAGAGACCCUCAUCUGCAACGGGUGGAGCUCCAUGACAUCUCCCCACUGGGCCUGACCACCAUCAUCACCUAUGCCUACACGGGGAAGCUGAGCCUCUCGCUGUACACCAUCGGCAGCACCAUCGCCGCAGCCACCCAGCUGCAGGUGCCGGCACUGCUGAAUAUUUGCAGCAACUUCCUUGUUCGGGAGAUGGCUGUGGAGAACUGCGUCUACAUCACCAACAUCUCGGCCACCUAUGGCCUCAACCAGGUGAAAGACGCCACAUGGAAAUUCAUCCGGGAAAACUUCCUGGAGUUCUCCAAGACUGACCAGUUCAUGAAACUCCCCUUCGAUCAGAUCAAAGAGCUGCUGAUGGAUGAUGGUCUGCAGAUACCCAGCGAGGUUGCAGCCUUCCAGAUCGCUGUCAAGUGGCUGGAGUUUGACCCAAAACGGGUCCGAUAUGCUGCUGACCUCCUGAGCAACAUUCGAUUUGGCACAAUCUCAGCUCCAGACUUGGUCAACCACGUGCAACCUGUGCCACGCAUGAUGCAAGAUCCGCAGUGCCACAAGCUCCUUGUGGAUGCUAUGAAUUACCACCUGCUCCCCCACCAGCAAAACAGCCUUCAGUCUCGGAGAACCAGGAUACGGGGAGGCCAGAGGGUGCUUGUCACAGUUGGGGGUCGUCCAGCUUUGACUGAGAAGGCUCUUAGUAGGGAGAUCAGCUACAGAGAUGCAGAGGGAAACUGGAACAAGCUGACAGAGAUGCCAGCAAAAAGUUUUAACCAGUGCGUGGUGGUGAUGGAUGGAUUCAUCUACGUCGCGGGUGGUGAAGACCAAAACGAUGCCAGGAACCAGGCCAAGCAUGCUGUCAGCAGCCUGAGCAGGUACGACCCACGCUUCAACACUUGGCUGCACCUGGCCAGCAUGCAGCACAGGAGGACCCACUUCAGCCUGAGCGCCUGCGAUGGGCUCCUCUACGCUGUCGGAGGGCGCAACGCCGAGGGCACUUUGGCAUCUGUCGAGUGCUACGUCCCCACUGCCAACAGCUGGCAGAGCAAGGCAAGCCUGGAGACACCCUGCUGCUGCCACGCCACCACUGUCAUUGACGGCAAGCUUCUGGUUACCGGCGGCUACAUCACCCAUGCCUAUUCCCGCACCGUGUGCUGCUACGAGCCCAGCACCGACGCGUGGAAGGAGCAGGCAAGGCUCAGCACCCCGCGGGGAUGGCACUGCGCAGCCACCGUGGCCGGCCGAGCGUAUGUGGUGGGUGGCAGCCAGCUGGGUCCCCAGGGCGAGCGGGUGGACGUGAUGCCUGUGGAGUGCUACAGCCCACUCACGGGGCAGUGGAGUUACGUGGCGCCUCUGCCCACCGGGGUCAGCACGGCCGGGGUGGCUCUGCUUGAGGGGCGUUUGUGCCUGGUGGGUGGCUGGAACGAGAGCGGGAAGAGGUAUCAGAAAUGUGUGCAGUGCUACAACCCUGACCUCAACGAGUGGGCUGAGGAUGAGGACCUCCCCGAGGCCACCGUGGGUGUCUCGUGCUGCACCAUCACCCUCCCACGCCCCCUGAGCUCUGGGUCCCGGGCCAGCUCCGUGGCAUCUGCAGCAGCCAGCACAUAAAGAGGCCUGUGUGCCACGUGGCUUAUGCCAGCAGCCAGGGAAGGAGACAGAGCUAGGUGUGGGGUAGCUGGACGGGGAGGCAUGCUGAUGUUUGGAGUUACUGCAAAGUCUCAGACACUCUUGCUCUGUCAUGGCAAGUUUUGAGGUCUAGGAAAGUGUAUUCUGAGCUGCCUGCAUCUCCAUGCCGCAGCAUAAGCAGGGAUUGCUCAAGUGAGGCAGCGAUGGAAGCAAGCAGGACAGAAGAGCUUUUCUCCUCAGCCUGCAGCACUGUAUCACAGCACGGACUGGAAAAAUGGGAAAAAAACCUAGAAUAACGCAGAGGAAAUUCUACUGUAGGCAUAGUAUUGCGAGACACUUUCAAGACAACAGUAGUAAUGGUAUUAAGUACAAGAAAGUGACAGGUCUAGAAUAGAUCCUGUUGCUCACAUAGCAUUUACUCAAGGGAAAGAUAUUUAAUAUUUACUCUUUGAAGCUAAACACCUUCAGACCAGGAAUAAAGUG